AGAGCCCAGGCUGACAUCACCUGCCUGCACUGGACCCCUCUGGCACUUAGGCCGUGUCUUCUGCCCACAGUGAGGCAGCCUUGCCCCGGAAACCACGGGCCCUCUCAUCGCAGCUCUCAAAAGAGACGUCUGUGACGGGACGGGUAUGACAUAAACCAGGAAACGCAAGGGCAGCGUAGAGGGAAAGAGCAACACAUGCCAUGUCAUUACCGGGGAUGUUUCCGUUCAUUAGCAGCAUGCCGGAAAAUUGCUGCUUAUGCAGCGGCUGCCUUGGCCCUGAGGCAGCGUGGGGCCAGUAUAAAAGCCAGCCCAACUGAUGGCUCUCUCAGCCGCUUCCGUCACCUCCUUCUCCUUGGGAACCAGGUGCACCUCCAGCCCCAAGCCAUGUCCUGCUGCAACCCGUGCCAGUCCUGCCAGCCCUGCGGCCCGACCCCACUGGCCAGCAGCUGCAACGAGCCCUGUUGCAGGCAGUGCCAGGACUCCGUCGUCGUCAUCCAGCCCUCCGCCGUGGUGGUGACCCUGCCCGGCCCCAUCCUCAGCUCCUUCCCGCAGAACACCGCCGUGGGCUCCUCCACCUCCGCUGCCGUUGGCAGCAUCCUCAGCUGUGAGGGAGUGCCCAUCAACUCCGGGGGCUUUGACCUCUCCUGCAUCACCAGCCGCUACUGCGGCAGCAGGUGUCGCCCCUGCUAAAGCCACUGGUGAUGGCCCGGACAAGGAUCCGCUGGAACCCAGAAGAUGAUGCCAGGCUGAACGACGGAGACUCUGGCCAUUGCUUUGAGAGGGGCUGAGCAUGCCUCACGCCUCCUGCAACGGGUGUCAGCCCUGAGGAAGGGGCCAGCCUGGGCUC
Falco peregrinus (peregrine falcon) is the source of this 847-nucleotide messenger RNA. Its product is annotated as feather keratin Cos1-2-like. Gene Ontology annotation, cellular component: intermediate filament. The transcript is spliced from 2 exons. Gene Ontology annotation, molecular function: structural constituent of cytoskeleton. The record is from RefSeq and is a predicted model, not a curated record. NCBI's taxonomy places the organism in Eukaryota, Metazoa, Chordata, Aves, Falconiformes, Falconidae. Bases 196 to 690 code for a protein of 164 amino acids.